UUCAAAUAGGUAUAAGAUAUUUAGUAUAUCAAAAGUUAUUAAAAUAAACCUUUUCGAUAAAAAGUUUUUAUACUUCCUAUUUCCGCAAUUAUACACACUCACCUUACACAGUUGUAUUUUGUUCGUGUUUUAGUGCGUAUAUAACACAAAUAUGGAGUGUAUAAUUACAAAAAUAAAUAAAAAAAAAUAAUUUACAAAAAAUGUUUAUACUAUGAACAAUAAAAAGUAAAAUUAGGAAUCCGGUGGGUGAGUGUUCAUAAAGACUUGUGCAAUGGAACAGUGACAACUGACGAAGAAAUAACUACUGUUUUUAAAUUUGGAGGUGAUAUAGAUUUUAUUGACGCAGAGAGAGCUAAAUGUAUAAUGAAAAACAGCAAAAAAAAAUUAUGAUUUACCGUCUCAAGUUUAUGAACGAAAUGUGGUUAAUUUAUCAGACAAAAGCAAACAAUUAAUUGGAAAUGAAAAUUCAAUAAAAAGGUGUUUACGGCGUAUUCGCAGCAAUAUAUAUCCAAAAAUUUCAAAAAUAGAUAAAAUUUCACUAGAAGGAAUACGUUGGAGUAUGACUGGUAAAGAAAAUUUAGAGUCGUUUUUAUUUUAUGACAAUAAAAAUAGUGAAAACCGUAUUAUAAUUUUCGCUUCACAAAAGUGCAUUGACGUAUUAAAACGUAACAAAAUUAUAAUAUGGAUGGAACAUUUUCUACUUGUCCCUCCGAAUUUUAUCAAGUUUAUAUAUUACACGCAAGUGUAAACAAUAUUAUUAUCCCUGUGGUGUACUUUACGCUUUAGCGUAAAAAUAAAGAAACUUACAUUGAAUUACUGACUGCUCUAAAAGAUGAAUUUGAAUCACUUUCAAUAAAAUCAAUCGAUUUCGAAUAUUCUGUAGUACUAGCAAUUAAGCAAGUAUUUAUUAAUGAAGUAUCAGUGCAAUUGUGUUUUUACCAUUUAAACUAAUCUAUCUGGCGAAGAGUUCAAGAGUUGGGAUUAGCCGUUAGAUAUAAAUAAGACAAAAAAUUUAAAGAGGCUGUAAAAAUGAUUCCUGCCUUUGCAUUUCUUCCUGCAAACAUUGUAAAAAAAGGAAUGUCACUACCAUCUAAUUAUUUUAAAUCAUUGAAAGAAUUAGACGAUAUUUUGGUGUAUUUUGAUUCAAUUUACGUCAACGGGACGUACAAAUCUAAAACAACAGAGUACGGUACAAUUCGCUUUUUACGACAUCCACCAAUAUUUUCACCGCACAUGUGGAACGUUUACAACGCUACAAAAGAAAGCUAUGGUCGGACCAACAACGUGUCAGAAGGGUUCAACAGUAAAUUAAAAAACAUUGUAAGAAUUAAACAACCUAACUUAUAUAUAUUUAUUGAAUCGAUACAGAUGUGCAAUGCGUCUGCAAUGACUGCAUUGGUACAAAAACAAAAUUAA
This is a messenger RNA of Sipha flava (yellow sugarcane aphid), 1416 nucleotides long. RefSeq lists its product as uncharacterized. Bases 1030 to 1416 code for a protein of 128 amino acids. NCBI's taxonomy places the organism in Eukaryota, Metazoa, Arthropoda, Insecta, Hemiptera, Aphididae. The record is from RefSeq and is a predicted model, not a curated record. The transcript has 2 exons.